AUGACCAAGCUCGUUGGUUCUCAUACCGCAUCCAUUCAUAAAUUGGAGAUGCAAAUGAGAGACUUCUAUAGGGAACAAAAUCUGAAGCAAAAAGGGACACUUCCAAGUGACACAAUUGCGAACCCCAAGGGUAAUGGGAGUGGUCCAUCUUCUCAUGUCAUGGCAAAUACCACUCGGAGUGGGAAGGUACUACAAGGAGGGAGUGAACAAGUGGUUGAAGUUGAAGAGUCCAAACAUGAAGUUGAGGUUGAAGACCAAAGGGUUGUUGAAGUUGAAAAGGUUCCGGAAGAGUUGAAUGUGCAACAAGAAAACCAGGGCGAGAAGAGAACCACCAAAAAUGAAGUGGUCAAUGUGACUCACCGGGUUAAUUCCAUCAUUGCAACAUCUACCAUUCAUAAGAAAGAAGACCCGGGAAUUUUUACCAUUCCUUGUACUAUUGGGGCACAUGACUUUGCAAGAGCCCUUUGUGAUAAUGGGGCUAGCAUCAACUUGAUACCUCUUGCCAUUUACAAGCAAGCAAGGUUGGGUAUACCAAGGCCCACAAGUAUGAGAUUGCAAAUGGACGACCGUUCCAUAAAGAUACCGGUGGGAAUUGUUGAUGAUGUGCUUGUUAAAGUGGGAAAGUUUCAUUUACCCGCCGAUUUCUUAGUCCUUAAUUGUGCGGUUGACAAAGAGAUCCCUAUCAUUUUGGGGAGACCAUUCCUAGACACAGGAAGAGCAUUAAUGGAUUCGAAAUGGAAUAAGAUCAAUUUUGGUGUGAAUGAUGAAGUGGUCACAUUCCAAGUAAGCAAGGGUAUGAAACUACCACAUGAAUAUGAGAGCAUCUCGGUGAUUGAUGUUGUUGAUGAAGUGGAAGAUGCGGUUGAAAUGAAGAUGGAAGAACAAUGCCUUGGUGAGGCGUUGGCAUUUAUUUUGGUGAACUUUGAUGGUGAAGAUAUGGAAGGAUAUAUGGAAUCGGUAAAUGCAUUGGAGGGGCUUGGGUCCUAUACUUAUGCUCUGGUAGAGCAAUUGUUGGAAGUCUUGAAAGAGCAUAGACAAGCUAUUGGAUGGACAAUUGUGGACAUCCGAGGGAUUCCUCCCCAGAAUUUGCGAACAUAA
Messenger RNA from Nicotiana tabacum (common tobacco), 1098 nucleotides. Lineage: Eukaryota; Viridiplantae; Streptophyta; Magnoliopsida; Solanales; Solanaceae. The record is from RefSeq and is a predicted model, not a curated record.